AUGGUUAACCCUAAUCAGGCAGUGCCGAUGGAUGCCAUUUGGCAUUACAAAUACUUUGAUACAUAUGGUAACUUUAUAAAUGGCUUUGAUUACGGACUAAUUCGAAGCUGGAAAACUGGCAAUUUUCAAUUUAAUUUAAGUGACGAAGAACUCGAGGAUUCUAAUGACGAAGAAAGCGAGGGUCCUAAAUGGGAUUGGGACGAAAACACUUGGUCUCGUAGUGGGCCAAUAAAAGUAGCGCUAAAAGCUUGGAAAACCAGUGUAACUGAUACAUUUGGUAUUUCAAAAGAUCCAGACGAAUUUUUUAAAAUCGAUAUUAUGAAUGGUGAAAGAAUAACUAAUUUCCUUUGGUCUACUCCAUUACAAAUAUCCAUUGUUAUUGUGUCGUCAUAUUUUCUCUCAGCAAGUGGUUUUUGUCCAGCUGCAAGCUCUCCAAGAAGAAUUUCUGGAGCAAUAUAG
Messenger RNA from Ambispora gerdemannii, 459 nucleotides. The record is from the annotation of a GenBank genome assembly. NCBI's taxonomy places the organism in Eukaryota, Fungi, Glomeromycota, Glomeromycetes, Archaeosporales, Ambisporaceae.